This is a messenger RNA of Anisakis simplex (herring worm), 303 nucleotides long. NCBI's taxonomy places the organism in Eukaryota, Metazoa, Nematoda, Chromadorea, Rhabditida, Anisakidae. The record is from the annotation of a GenBank genome assembly.
GGACCACCAGGACCACCUGGUCCACCAGGACAUCCAGGACCAAAUGGUCCUCCAGGAGCACCUUCACACCCAGGACCACCAGGAGGACCCGGACCAGCCGGUCGACCGGGACCACCUGGACCACCGGGACCACCAGGACCUCCUGGAUCCGCAGGACAAGGUGGCAGCGAUGCCCUAUACUGCCCAUGCCCACCAAGAACUCUGCGUACUCAUCGUCGCCGUAUGUCCGCACCUACUGCCAGACGUCAUAUCACACAUCGUGCAAGACCGAUGAGACCCGUAUUGAAACAUCGAACCCAAUAA